AUGACGAUCCAACGACUUCUUCUAUUCCUAUUCUCUACUAUUCUCAUCUCUGUCUGCGCGGAUAAUAUGACGUGGUCCGAGAAACAAGAGUACUGUAGAAUUGGUUCGAACGACUUGAAUACGUGUGAGACUUGUGUUGGAAAAGGAUCGAACUGCUUCUGGUGCGGAGGAAAAACCAAGAAAUGCAUGCCAUUCGACUGGUACUACCCAGAUUGUAACAUCAAGAACGUCAAGUACAAUGUCUGUUGGGUAAGCACAUCAGCUGCAGCCAUCGUCAUCGCUAUAUGUGCUGGUAUCAUCGCCGUAAUUCUGAUUGCCUGCUUGUGUUAUUGUUGUUGCAAAUGCAAAGAAUACAACAGAAUUCACAAGAAAGCGAAAGCUCAGAAAUGGAAUGAGAAAAGAAUGACAGCUCAAAGGGAAAUGGAUGAGAGACAAAGUGUGCGAUCCGAUCAGAGAAAGGCCGAGUUGGAAGCCUAUCGAAUGAAAUAUAAUAUUCCAGCGAAAAGUGCCGAUGAUGGAAAAGUUUAA
Molecule: messenger RNA, 528 nt
Organism: Caenorhabditis remanei
Lineage: Eukaryota; Metazoa; Nematoda; Chromadorea; Rhabditida; Rhabditidae
Exons: 2
Coding region: 1-528 (175 amino acids)
Biological process (GO): protein import into nucleus
Cellular component (GO): nucleus; cytoplasm
Source: RefSeq, a predicted model, not a curated record